Molecule: messenger RNA, 2982 nt
Organism: Hippocampus zosterae (dwarf seahorse)
Lineage: Eukaryota; Metazoa; Chordata; Actinopteri; Syngnathiformes; Syngnathidae
Gene: f2r
Product: coagulation factor II (thrombin) receptor
Exons: 2
Coding region: 237-1529 (430 amino acids)
Biological process (GO): phospholipase C-activating G protein-coupled receptor signaling pathway; positive regulation of blood coagulation; positive regulation of Rho protein signal transduction
Cellular component (GO): membrane
Molecular function (GO): thrombin-activated receptor activity
Source: RefSeq, a predicted model, not a curated record
UAUAUAUAUAUAAUUGUAUUUAAUAGUAAUAUAAAAACAACCAGUACAGUUUGCAUUUUAAUGACAAGUGAAAAAUUAAUAUACAACCACAUCACAUUGUGGUGGUGUUUAUUGUGAGAGAUUAUUGGGGAGGAGUCAAAGGGGGUGUGCCAGCACCCCGACUGGACUAUAUUAAAACACACUCAUCACAUUUGAAGCACUCCUGGUUAACCGUACCAGUAAUAUUACAUUCAAAAAUGCUUCGAAGCAAUCCACCCGCAGGUCACCCAUCACUUUGGCUGUUGGUGGUGUUUUCACUUCAGAGCUCAGCACUCAGCAUGCGCAAUGCCUCUGAGUUUUACCCACGGACCUUCUCUGGCUACGCUAAGGACUACAUGGACCUGUCAAUGUUUGACGGCUUGGGCGAUGACACCGGUUCCGGCUCGGGUUCCCAGCCCGAACCCGUGAGACGACAUCGCGUCUCGCAUCAUCAUCCUCACAAGCACUACUUUGUCUCGGAGGAGGCCAAGCGGUUCCUACGUAGUUGCCUGGCCACCGCCUUCGUCCCGACGGUCUACACCUUCGUCUUCAUCAUCAGCGUGCCCCUCAACCUUGUUGCCACGGUGAUGUUUGUGCACCCUAUCCGUCCCAGAAAACCCGCCGUUAUCUACAUGCUGAACCUGGCAUGUGCCGAUCUGCUCUUUGGCCUGCUCCUCCCUUUCAAGAUAGCCUACCAUUACCAUGGCAACAACUGGACCUACGGCCCGUUCAUGUGCAGGGUCGUGACUGCAGCCUUCUACUGCAACAUGUACUGCUCGGUCCUGCUCAUGGCGUGCAUCAGCAUUGACCGCUUCCUCGCCGUGGUCUACCCCAUGAACUCACUGACAUGGCGCAGCCGUCAGACGGCAUGGGCCGUGUGCGCCAGCAUGUGGCUGCUGGCCCUCGCGGGAGUGGCGCCUCUCUUGGCCUCGGGUCAGACGGCAUACUUGCCCCACCUGGACAUCACGACCUGCCACGACGUGCAAGAUUCACAGAGACUGCAAUCCUACUAUCGAUACUUUUUUCCCAUCUAUUGCUCCGUUUUCUUCUUCGUCCCGCUCAUUUUCACGGUGGCUUGCUACGUGUGCAUCAUCCGGGCCUUGGCGGCUUCCAAUGUGGAGAACCGGUCCAAAAAGACACGGGCGGUGGUGAUGGCUGUGGUCGUGCUGGUCGUGUUUGUGGUCUGCUUCACCCCCGCUAACGUUAUCUUAAUGGUCCACUACGUCGGGGUCAAUCAUAAGUCCAAUGACACCUCCUAUCGGGCCUACCUUCUUGCGAUGUGCGCAGGGAGCCUCAGCUGCUGCCUGGACCCAGUCCUCUACUACUUUGGCUCAUCUCACUGCAGGAAACGGGUCGUGGCGCUGUUCAAAUGCUGGCUUCCUCAUCAGAUUCCUAGCAGCUCGCACACGCAGAGCACCAGAACCAGCGGGCGGAGCGACAGCAGCAAGCCGUGCAAAUUAGAGGUUGUUCAAGGUGGGUCUGGGGGCCAGUACUCUAAGUUGGACAUUUAAGUGCGCAACAUUUAGGUCUUCGUCUGUCAUUAGAAACUGUAAUUUGUCAUAAGAUCUGUCUUAUUGUACAGUUGGUGGAUUACGUGGAUUUGUUAUUGUGUAUCAGCUUUACAUGUACAGUAUAUCAAACCUUCAUUUUGUAUCAUAAACAUAGCUCCCCUUGAUCAGGCUUUGAUACGAGAUAAGAUCACACAUACACUUGUGUAAUGUAAUGUGAUUUGACAAGAGUGACAGUAUAAUGAAGUCUGCACAGACACACACACACACACACACACACACACACAUUUUAUAUAUAUAUAUAUAUAUAUAUAUAUAUAUAUAUAUAUAACACUGGUCAACAGCAAAUUUCCAUCAUAGAUGGCUUUAUGUAUCCCUAUACGUAUUGUUGACACUGAUUUCAAAAAUGUUUUUUUUUCCUGCCAUGUAAAAUAAAAUUAAAUUCAUAAUUAGGUUUAAAAAGGCGGAGUACAACAUCCAUCCAUUUUCUAUACUUUUUUUUGGCUGGGAGGAAUCACAUGGCAUUACUGCCCAAAAGUCAAGCAUCCAUUUUUAUUUACCAAACAUGUUUCUUUGGCCUAUAAAGAUGAAUUAAGGUUUAAUUAUUGAUAAGACUCUAAAGUUUGGGGCAAAUUCAUCUUUGAAGGUGUACCCAACGUCAUGAUGUUUUUUUGUUUUUCUUUCACUCAUGCUACACAUGAUCUUGGAGGCUUUAAUUAACAGAACUAUGAAUAGAGCAUACAUUCUGUCAGAGCAACUACUGUAUAAGUUUUCAAUGUUUCCUCUCAUCUUGAAGUGUCUCACUAUUUGGCCUGCUUGUCAUCAGGACACAGCUCUGGAGUAGGAAGACAGAUAAAGACAAAAGGAACGAAAGUCAACAUGAAUCAUCUCCAUCUUAUUAAAAAAAAAACACUCACGAGUGAUUCCAUCAUAUUUAUAGAAGUUCUCCGGGAAGUUCAGGCAGCUAAUUUGUUUCUUGAACACUUCGACAUCUUGGGGUUCAAUUGCUCCGCUCCGUGCUGGGAAGGUUAUUAAAUUGCAUUUUAAAAAGGCGCAUUGACCUGCUACGUGAGAGAGAAAGAGGAAUUGCUUACUGAACUGCAGGAUGAACCGUCCAGUGACAUCAUGGUUUCGGAAGCUGCCUGUCCACAGGAGGCAGUCGGAGCAUGUCCUCAGGAUGUAACCUUUGUGGUCGGCUAGGUUUUCUUUGGAAAAUGUGCACAUUCUGGUCAUGAUGCGAGAUUAUUUAUUGUACAUACAGUACGAUACGUAUGUUUCUGUCACAACAAAUAGAGUGUUAAGAUAUUUUGGGCUCAUAAAGGAUGCGCGAGCAUUGUGACCUAAUGAAAGAGGUGGAUUCCAAAAAAAAUUACAAAUACAAUACAAUACAAUACAACAAAUUACAAUAGAACAGUGGUUCUCAAACCACCUCAGUACUUAUUUACACAGUGCUUUA